Molecule: messenger RNA, 2046 nt
Organism: Symbiodinium sp. CCMP2592
Lineage: Eukaryota; Dinophyceae; Suessiales; Symbiodiniaceae
Source: the annotation of a GenBank genome assembly
AUGACCGACCUCCUGACGAUUCACGGAUAUGGCUUGGUGCUGAGUGCUCUCAUGGCCAAGUAUCGUCCGUGCUUGGACGUUUCCUGUAUCAUGCAGAGGGCCAAGGCAGAAAGUUUCGCGAACUACGUCGCGGCCAAGGAAGUCGCUCGUCAGGAGAUGGAAGAUGGAAGGGAGCAAGGCCAGAUGUGGACGUUCGAUCAAGUGGUUGCCUUACUUCGUCCACUUGACAGGCUUAAGCUCCUGGCUCAAGCUGCUGGAGCAGAGUUGGGGGCCCAGGCAUCCAAGCGCUACCCCGUCUUGAAAAUGGAUGAGGACCCGCACAUUGCUGAAGGAGAAGCAGAGUCUGAGCACGAGUACUCAGAGGAUGAAGAACUGGACCUGGCUGAAGGUGAGUACAUGUUCGAAGACAAGGAGUACACGGAAGAUGCGCCGGGAAAGGCAGAGCCGCAGGACCCCCUUCGAAGUCCUCCUUUGUCUGCCGCGGCAAUGGUCUUCCGACCUCAUGAUGUUCAGCCAGCCCACUUCUUUUUGUGUUCCCUCGGAAAGGAUCUUGGCCGGCUCUACACACUUCGAGCUGGUUCCCCACGGCCGGCAGCGGAGUACGCGGAUUGGCUGGCCCGGGCCGCGGCGCAUGCUUUGUUUGACCAUCAGUUAGCCGAGUUGGCUUUUCAAUGCGACGGCGGUGGCCAGACCGGGUCGCCGACAUUAUCGGACAUUGACGAGAUGUUGGACAGUCCGCUUGUGGAUGCCGACGUGUCCCAGCAACUUCCUCCGCUACAACUCCCCGAAGAAGGAGACGAAGCGGUGGUUCAGAAGGAGCUCCGAGACAUGGAUGUGAGUCAUGAUGUGAGUCAAGUUCCAGAGUCCCCGGCGCGGGGAAGUGAAGUCGAUAUCGUUGACCCUCCUCCAGAGCUGCGUCAUGAACUCUAUCGUCUACAUCGAAAUCUCGGACCUCCUGAGCUAGGCACGUUUUGCCGAGCACUGCGAAAUGCCAGAGUACGCUCCGAUCGUCCCAUUUGUGAGAAGAGGAAGCGGCCGGGACCGCACCGACCAGCUCAUCUGUCCGGGCAAGUGGAGUUCAAUUCAGUGAUAGGAGUGAUGGUGAUGAUAGUGAUCUCCAAGAACCCCGAGGAAGUGACCCGUGCCGUGUACCAGGGUUGGUUCAAGUAUUUUGGGCCUCCUCACCUCACGGUUGUAGACCAUGGCACUGAAUCCAGCUCUCGCCAUUUCACAGACACCCUUGGCGAAUGGGGCACAGUGAUCCAUUUCACCGAUGCCUUGUCUCCCUGGCAAAAUAGUCGCACGGAACGAGCCGGAGCCUCGCUGAAGGCUGUCUUGGGAAAGAUCCUGGAUGAGCAGGUGGCAAUCUCCAACGAGGAAUUUGAGCAAGCUGUGAGCAAGCGGACUCCUUAUGCCCGCAUGUCGGAUGAUGUCAUUGACCGUGACCUCGUGAACCACACUCAUUCUGAUCAUACGCGAAAGGCGCAAGAGAUGAGAACCAAGGCUAUGAAGGCUUGGGCCGAAGUUCAAGACGAGACGGCUAUUCAACGAGCUGUACGAACAAAUGUCAAGACGUCCGACGAGAACGAGUUUGCCGACGGCGACGUGGUCUAUGUCUGGAGGCAGACGACUGUGACAAACAGGCUGGGUUGGUCCGGGAGUCGUGAUCAGCCAGACCGGCGGUCUUUGUGGGUGAGCCUUCGAGGCUAUCUCAUCAAGGCUUUGAGAGAGCAGGUUGGGCUAUUCCCUGGAUGCUCGGAGGAGCAACUCAUACUUCUCCACACAGAGGUGUAUGGCCUCGUCUCAGGACCGUCGUGGUGGAGAAGACCGCUGCUGGAUGUCCUUCUGAAGCUCGGGAACCAGUUGAACCCUUACGAGAGGUGCGUGUUGACUCUUCCAGCACAGCCGAAGGACUGCCCGAAAGACCUUCAGAAACUUGCCCAAAUCAACCUGAAAGACCUGCGACCUCGACCUCUACCUCUCCGGCUACUUGUUCUUCUUCCUCUUCUUCGAAAGCUUCCAGCUCCGAGAAAACUCGUGGCGUGA